AUGCUGAAGAACUCGGAGCUCUCGGCGAGCGCCUACUCGCAGGGCGCGUGGCGGCGUGAGCUGGGCCUCACACUCUACGCGGGGCAGCACCUGCCGGGCCAGCUGUACGGCGGCAACAGCCUCGAGCUCUACCACCCGGCCUCUGGCGUCCGCAUCAGCUUCUGCGCGCUCGAGGCGCUUCGCUCGUGGGCCGGCCUCGACUGCGCGCCCGUGCCGCACCUCUCGCCCAGCGCGCCGCUGCCAGCGUGGGACUACACCUUCACGACCGCCUACCCGGGCGCCGUCGCCGUCGCGCCGCCGGGCGCGGGAGUGCCCUCACAGCCCGACGGCACCACCUUCUACGCUCGUGCCGCCGUCGACCUCGCCGACGGUCCCGCCAGGCUGAGGCGGCCGCUGUGCAAGUGCCGCGGCGCGAGCGGCCGGCCGCCGCUCGUGCCGGUCUCCGACCCUCACCCGCUCGCCGACUGCGAGCCAGCGCCGCCGAGUCCGCCGCCUCCCCCGCGCUGGAGGCGCGCUGCCGAAGAGCUCGACCUCGCGUCGCUGCUGCGCGAGGACAACCUCGACCCGCAGUCGAGGUCCACCCUGCGCGUGCGAGUGGUCUGCACCGGCAGCCUCCUGCUCGCCUCGCUCCGCUGCUUUGUGCGCGUCAACGGCGUGGCCGCGAGAGUAGUGGACACGCGGUACCUGCUGCGGCCGGAUUCGGUCCUCCGCGCCCGCUCCUGGAGGGAGGGGCGCUGGGCGGAGCUCGCUGGCGAGGGCGCGCCGUCCCACGUCGACCUCGGCCCAGACGAGGACAGCCUCGCCGCCGCGCGCCUGCCAGUCGUCCGCCCGCCGCUGACCGAGCUGCUCCGCCUUCCGACGGCGGCUCGGCCGGGCCGAGGCGGGGAAGGAGGCGGGGAAGGAGGCGGCGGAGGACGCGGAGGACGCGGCCGCGGGCUCGGAGGCGCCGCCCUCGAGCCUCGCUGGCGGCGCGCGUUUGGCGGGGAGCUGGAGGGCGUGAGUGUGGACGGCACGCGGGUGGUGGUCGCGCACUCGGAGGGCGGGGUGGAGCGGCUCGAGCUGUCCGGCGGGGGGCGGCUCUGGCUCUCUGCGCUGCGCCACGGGGCGGCUGCCGCCGCCGUGGCCCUGUCUCCUUCGGAGGCGGACGGCGGUCGGCUGGCGGUCGGCGGGCGGGGCGGCGAGGUUGAGGUGUGGAGGGCGGAGAGCGGCGACCUGCUCGCGUCGGUGAGCGUGGUGCCGGCUGGGCCGCGCCGCGCUGUCGCUGUGUCCAAUUGGGUCGAGUGGCUCUCGUGGCGCGGCGACGGCGGCGCGCUCGGCUGCGCUGCGGGUCGCUGCGUGGCUCUGCUGUCCUCAGGCGGCGAGGUGGUCGCGCGCCGCGAGGCGAGCGGCCAGGUCGCCGCGCUCGCUUUCGUGGCGGGCGAGUUUAAGCGGGUGGACGAGGCGGCCGAGGCCGGGGCGGGCUGGCGGGGGAGGCUAGCGGUCGGCACGUACGGUGGCGUCGAGUGGCUCUGCGCGGGCGGUGCGCCGGCCGAGUCCCUCGCGCUCGGCGGCGGUGCGGUGCGCUGCCUCGCCGUUUCGCCGAGCGGCGGCCACCUUGCCGCCGGGUGCCUCGACAAGCGGGCGCACGACUGGAUCGGGUUCGACGGGCCGGUGAGGCUGGUGGCGUGGAGCGGAGACGGGGCGUGGCUCGCCGCUGUGGGAGGCAGCCAGCUCCUCGCGGUGCCUACCGCCCUUCCCGCCGGCGAGUCGCCCGUCCUCUGCUGCAGCGGCCGCGUCGAGGCGCUGGUGUGGGGCCCGGCUCGCCACCCCGCACACUGGCUGCUCGCGACGCUCGAGACUAGCGCGGCGCGCGUGUACGACAUGCGCCUCGCCGACGGCGCCGCGCCACGCCGCGUCGCGCCGGUCGCGGCGGUGAGUCUGCCCGGGCUCGACCCGCGCGGUGCGUCGCCCUCGAUAUCGUUCGGCGUCAUGGCGGGCGGCGAGGACACGCCACAGCGGUCCUUGGAGUCGGAUGGCUCGGAGCUUCUCCUCGUGGUGACACGAGGGAGCGGCUUGGAAGCUGUGUGCUUGACUUGUGGGACGACGGAGGGCAGCUUUUCACAUUAG
This is a messenger RNA of Emiliania huxleyi CCMP1516, 2106 nucleotides long. RefSeq lists its product as hypothetical. Gene Ontology annotation, cellular component: cytosol. Lineage: Eukaryota; Haptophyta; Isochrysidales; Noelaerhabdaceae. The record is from RefSeq and is a predicted model, not a curated record. The transcript is spliced from 6 exons. Gene Ontology annotation, biological process: TOR signaling. Gene Ontology annotation, molecular function: protein binding. Bases 1 to 2106 code for a protein of 701 amino acids.